AUGAAGGACUUAGUUGAAUUACCACUUUUUCUCUUAUUGUUCGUCCUAAUGCAGACUCAUUCAAGGGCAGAAGACUCCGACAUAACUUUCCCUGGAGAAAAACCAAACAUUUGGAAGAAAAUCUUCGACGAUGUAUCCAUACGAACCCGAUACCUGACUGGUCUGACACUAGAUGUGAAUCAAACAUGUACCGUUUGUCACAUGGCAGUUGACGCCCUAAUACAAGAGAGGCGAGGAGGAAUGACAGAUGUGCAGUUGACUGCUCAAGUUGAUUACCUUUGCUCAAUACUUCUAGAAAUCGAAGACGAAAGGGUUUGUAAUGGAUUGAUUCCAGCACACGUGGAUAUAUUCGACUUUAUUGUAGACAGCAAGAAAGAUUUGAGUAGUAAAAGAAUUUGUGGACUCUUCCUGCAGAGCAUUGGAUGCGAUGCUGAUGAUGAAAAUAAUUUUAAGUGGACGAUAGACAUACCUGAGGGAAACACCGUUGAUAAAUCUGUGUCUGAUGGAUCCGAAUCAUUCAAAGUCCUGCACCUCACUGACAUUCAUUACGACCCAAACUACACCGAAGGUAAGGUGGACCCUUGUGGAGAGCCCCUAUGUUGUCAGAGUGACCAACCCGAUUCCACUCAUGCCAGUACUUCCUGUGGGCACUGGGCUACCUACAAUAAUGCUGAUUCCUCUAUGAAACUGAUCGAAGAAACGUUGAGACAUGCAAACGAAACACAUGAUUUCGACUACGUUUAUUUCACUGGUGACUUGGUCAGUCACCGGGUUUGGUCCACAAGCAUUGAGAACAACAGUGCAAUGAUUAGCGAAGUAUUUGAUAAAUUUUCAGAAUACUUCAAGGUGCCUGUUUUUCCAAUCCUAGGAAAUCAUGAGGCGCAUCCUGCAAAUGUGUAUGCACCAGAAAAAAUAGCAGAAAAUUUAUCGACUAAUUGGUUGUACAAGUUGGCUCUGAGCAAGUGGACUAAGUGGUUAUCAGAAGAAGAGGUGAAAAAAACCAUUCUCAAAGGCGGAUAUUAUACAGUGCAGGCAAAACCUGGUUUGAGGAUAAUUGUGCUGAAUAAUAACGUUUGCUCCGUUGACAACUGGUGGCUAGUAUAUCAAGACAAUGAUCCAUAUGACCAGCUAAAAUGGUUGGUUGAAGUUUUGAAAGCGUCUGAAGAUAAAAAAGAGUCCGUUCACAUUUUAUCACAUAUCCCGACAGCAAGUUGUUUGAAAUCAUGGGCACGCGAAUAUAACAGAAUUAUUGAGAGAUUUGCAAAUACAAUAACUGGUCAAUUCUACGGCCAUACUCAUUUGGACCAAUUCUACAUUUACUAUGGAAGUGAUUUGAAACCGACGAACGUGGCAUGGAAUGGAGCAUCAGUGGUCGCAGAUAAAGCAAACCCGAAUUAUAAAUUGUACACAGUCGAUUCAAAGAAUUUCAAUGUUCUGGAUACAGAAAGUUGGACAUUCAACCUUACAAAGGCAAACGAAAACAAAACAACUGUGGAAUGGUAUUCCCUCUACACCAUGAAGAAAGCUUUUGAUUUGAAAAGUUUGGAUCCCAGUGAAAUGGACAACUUGGUGGAAAAGAUGGCAACAAACCACACACUUAUUGACUCAUAUUAUAAAUUUUAUCAUAGAAACAGUGACGCAGCCUUCCCAAAAUGCACCGAAAGAUGUCAGAAACGAAUUUUAUGUGAAAUUGUCAAUACUGUUCCUGGAGACGAUAGGAAAUGCCAGGAUUUGAUGAAACUCCGAAAGUGA
Phaedon cochleariae (mustard beetle) is the source of this 1752-nucleotide messenger RNA. Lineage: Eukaryota; Metazoa; Arthropoda; Insecta; Coleoptera; Chrysomelidae. The record is from the annotation of a GenBank genome assembly.